GUUUUAUUAUCAAGUGACUGAAAAAGAUGUCGAGUCUCAGUCAGGAACUGAAGCGCUGGGCUGUUGAGGAGCUUGAGCUGCCAGCAUCCAGACUCCCGGACGACGGCUAUAUGAAGACAUUGUGCGUCGGUCCUGGAGCAUCCAUUUGGAAGUAUAUCACACAACAUGUUUAUAAAGAGAGGAAUGUUCGGGUGGUGCGGGGGAAUAUCCAGUGGUACAAAGUUUUACAAGAUAAAGAGUUAAAACAGUUGAAGAAUCAAAAUAAUGAUGCACGAAAGCUUGAGCUCCAGAGAGAAAUUGAUGCGCUUCAGACUGAACUCAGUCAACUGGACACAAAGAUCACUAGAGUGGAGGAUCAACUUGCUGCUGAAGAGCAAAGCUUGAACAGGAACUGGGACGGCUUUACAGAGAGCAGAUGCAGACAGAUCCUGUUGGAUUGUUUCAGGCAGCGAUGCUCUGAGGACAGAAAUGCUUUGCUAGAGGAUACACGCGUGAUUGGUGACCAAAGACAGUCCCUGGACGAACUGGCCAAGAAAGCUGAAGUGAAGCUGGUGUUUGGACCAUCUGACCAAUCAGACAAUGAAGCUGGAGCAGACCCCUUAGUUUUAAAGGAUGUGAGAGAGCUCUGCAACGAGAGGGUUCACUUCCUCCAGUGCCUGCUGGAAAGCGAGCUAAAAGCAAAUCCAUCCACGCAAUUUACUCGAGAUCAAAGGCAUGCUGUGAUCCAGCACUGGACAAGUGCUGUGGAGAAUGUUUUACGAUCUCAUCCACCAAACCAAGUGCUUUCAGCUUUGCAAGCCUUGACCUCCAGACAUCAGGUGGCAUUGGAGGAGAAGAUCACUGCUUUAAAUUUGGAGCGUGACGUUUCAGCUUUAGGGUUUCGUUAUGAGAGCGAUCACCUAAUAGAUGUGUCUUCUGAGCUUGAGGAGUUAACUCCUGUCCGCAGUCUGUUACAGUCUGCCUGGGAGGAGGUGGAACAGAGUUAUUUUGAGUUGGCUCAGACUCGAAGUAGAAGGCGGCAGAUGGAGACUGAACUCACGGCUUUGAUAAGAAAAGCAGAGGCGACACACAAAACAGACUCUGUGUCCAGGUGUGUGUUUGAGUUGGAGAUGGAGGCAGUGAAGCAGGUAUCAGUUCGGGACAGCAUCAGAGAUCAGUGUGUUCAGCUACAGCAGCAGGCCAGACAGGGUCAGGACGCCAUCAGAGCCCUGCAGACGCAUUGGCAGACUGUCAUGGACUUUAGACAGCUUGUGAACCGGAGACAAGAGCAGAUACGAAGCCUGAUCAAGGGAAACUCAUCUGUGAAGGCUGAAUUAACACGUGUCCAUGAAGAGGUUGGACAGUUUUUUAAGGAUGAGCUCAGUCCUCAGUUUGUCACUGUGAUUGGAGCCAGCAGUAGACAGCGCAAUUCUGUGUCUCAGGGUGCCAAGCAUUUUAGCUGUGUAUCACUUGCAGCACUGGAUCGCAGAGUCAUGAAGGGGGGACAGAGGGCACCAGCGGCUCAGCUUUCCAUCCACCGGAUACAAUCACUAGCUUUCCACAAACUCUGUGAAAGCCUCUCAUUUCCUAUGUACAUGGCUCCAGAAGAGCUGUGGUCUCAGGCUGUGACUCGACGGCUGGAGUUCAGAAAUCUGCGCAGGCUUCUUCAGCUUUUCUCAGAUUCAGCCGCAGACCUGCAGAAGCGGGCCGCACAGUUACCAUCACCCGAUCAGCAGACUUUGCUGCAGCGAGUGAAAAUGGAAGAUGAGGAGAUUCUGCAGACGCUGCUCCCUCGGGCUCGUGAGCUCAUGCACAGGUGCUCUAAAGGCCUGCUUUACUCUGAACAAGUGAAGACUGCCAUCACACACUGGUGGGAUCAGCCUGCUCAGUUUGCGCUGCCGGAGAUGGAGAGAGAAGGACUGACCUUCCAGCAGUGGCUCCAGAGGUGGAGACUUGCUACUAAAGAAUCCUGACUUAGCUCUGCAUAAAGUGAAGUUUACAUGCAUCUGUACACCGUUCACACUUUAUCAAAUCUCUCUUGCCUUUGAAUAACCUGAUAAGUAGUAUAGUUUUCUAGUUAUUACCCUGUUCAGUUGUUUGUACAUCCCUAUUCAAGAAAUAUUUUGGGCACUUUUUAAUGAAUUUCACAAUAAAUAAGCAAUAAUAGACACUGGAA
This is a messenger RNA of Danio rerio (zebrafish), 2155 nucleotides long. It is a transcript of the gene haus5, whose product is annotated as HAUS augmin-like complex, subunit 5. Gene Ontology annotation, biological process: spindle assembly; centrosome cycle. The record is from RefSeq and is marked provisional. Lineage: Eukaryota; Metazoa; Chordata; Actinopteri; Cypriniformes; Danionidae. Gene Ontology annotation, cellular component: HAUS complex.